This is a messenger RNA of Truncatella angustata, 2202 nucleotides long. RefSeq lists its product as uncharacterized. Lineage: Eukaryota; Fungi; Ascomycota; Sordariomycetes; Amphisphaeriales; Sporocadaceae. Bases 123 to 1835 code for a protein of 570 amino acids. The transcript is spliced from 2 exons. The record is from RefSeq and is a predicted model, not a curated record.
UGUGAAGUGAAGCAAUUUGCCUCUCGAGGACCUUUUUCACUGUAUACUCAUCUCAAUCGAUCUCUACAAUCACAUAGUAAAUAUAUGUCGCCAUUAUUGCACUCAAUUCAAUACCAUUCAGGAUGGAAAGGAAAGUCAGCAGAAGGACUGGGUCUUACCCGAUUCAAGACACAGACUUCUUUCCACAUGUAGAUUCACGAGCGCAACAGACCAUCGCGGAUGAUAACAAAAGUCUCCGGCUACCAAGAACACUUCGCGCAUUGAAUAAUUCACGCAAUAUCACAAACCAUCCUCGAACGCUAGUCAUCUGUCUCGACGGGACCGGCGACCAAUUCGAUAAUGACAACAGCAACAUCGUCAACUUUGUCUCUUGUCUGAAAAAGCACUCGCCCUCUGAGCAGGUUACAUACUACCAGUCGGGUAUUGGUACAUAUGACAAAGGCGGGUUGAAGAAUGGCAUUGGCGCGGCUAUGGACAUGGCCGUAGGAAGCGGGUUGGGUAUUCAUAUAAAAGAUGCGUACAAUUUUUUGAUGCAAAACUAUCGCGACGGCGACAAGAUUUGUCUAUUCGGCUUCUCAAGGGGCGCCUACACGGUACGAUGCCUCGCUGGAAUGCUACACAAAGUUGGCUUGCUACCUGCCAGCAACGUGUCCCAACUCAAUUUCGCCUACAACUUCUACAAGAAUGACACAGAAGAUGGUAGAGAGCUUGCGGCUGGCUUCAAGCGGACAUUUUGCACACAUGUUGAAGUUUACUUCGUCGGCAUUUGGGACUGCGUUGCCAGCGUCGGCUUCAUUCCCCGCCGAUUGCCAUUUAGCAAGUCACCGACCAACUCGAUUCGUCAUUUCCGACAUGCAAUGGCUCUCGAUGAACAUCGUGCCAAGUUCAAAGUUUGUCAGUGGCAGCAAGAAAAUCCCGGGGAGCACAAUCCGAAACGGCGAGGGACGGUUGAUUUCACACCUACAGGUCGUCUCCGGCGUCGUUUCGGUGUGCAGAAAACCCCCAACAUGGCAACGAACCCCCAAGCAAUCAACGGCAAGUCCAAUGGCUAUACUAACGGUCACAUCAAUGGCAGCGAGAAAAGACCCACAACCCAACACAGCAGCGACAGCCAGGAUAGUCUCGAACGUAAGUUCGUUGCCCAGGACAAAGCACGACAUCGCAAUCGAUUCUUUGAAACUGACGUUCUCGAAUGUUGGUUCAUGGGCUGUCAUGCCGAUGUGGGAGGCGGAGCCGUCGCCAACGAAAAUCGACACAAGCUGUCGCAUAUCCCUCUACGCUGGAUGAUGCGCCAGUGCUUUGAGUGUGACACUGGUAUUCUGUUUAAUACUUCACGCCUGGCUGAACAUGGUCUCGAUGUACAGACGCUGUGGCCGGUAUACCAGAAGCCAACCAGACCAAUCGCCGGGCCUGCCCCGAGCGUAAUGGCGAAAUACGAAACAAAUAGCUUGGAGCCUCUAUAUCGACGCGCCGCGUUUCUGCCUAUCGGACCAGAAGAGGACCAGAUCAAGGACCAGCCGUCGUUAGAACGCCUUGGCUAUGUCCUCCUAUCGGAAGCAAACGAGGAUUAUUUUGAUGCCUUGGAAAAAUGCAAUGAUAUGCUUAGGAUUGCUAAGGUGUGGUGGAUUCUCGAGGUCUGGCCUAUCAAGUUGCGGAUUCUCAACAAAAGCGGCGAUGGCUGGGAGAAACGCGUACGAUUAAAUUUGGGAAGACAUCGCGGUAUUAGAGAUGACUCGCCGAGCAUGCAUUGGACUGUACAGCACGCUAUCGAUGAAGGAAGAUAUACACUCAAGACCAGAUGCGAGAAGGGUGUUUGCUGGACAGAGAUCAUUUAAAGUUUUACGGACUGAAUUUUUUUGCAUAUCGCUCGUUUAAACGCACUGCAAUGUUGCAUCUAUUGUUCUAUUUCAUACAACCCUUUCGAAGCGUUCAACGUAUGGCCAGUUAUGCAGUGUUAUAAUGUUUACUCAAUAUUUGUCAUCAUCACCAUUGGUUUUCGCUAUGCCCGAGACCUUUUUGGGGGAUCUGACAGCAAUUGAAUCAGCUUCUGUAGAUUUCACGUGUCGGGCGGGAAUCAACCAAAUGUAUGGAGAGGUUUUCGGCAAGUUCUUUGAGAAAUUUUGCAGUUUGUCGGAAAACUAAAUUGCAGAAUGCGCCCUUGUUUGGAUAUUUUGUUCUUGAACAUUCUUUGAAGCAAUUGUG